Messenger RNA from Zophobas morio, 1541 nucleotides. Its product is annotated as choline/ethanolaminephosphotransferase 1-like. Gene Ontology annotation, cellular component: Golgi apparatus; endoplasmic reticulum membrane. Gene Ontology annotation, biological process: phosphatidylethanolamine biosynthetic process. The coding region runs from base 329 to 1525 and encodes 398 amino acids. Gene Ontology annotation, molecular function: diacylglycerol cholinephosphotransferase activity; ethanolaminephosphotransferase activity. The record is from RefSeq and is a predicted model, not a curated record. NCBI's taxonomy places the organism in Eukaryota, Metazoa, Arthropoda, Insecta, Coleoptera, Tenebrionidae. The transcript is spliced from 7 exons.
UGGCACACGAAGCUUGACUCUGGUCAUGCAUUUUUAUACAUUGGAGCAAAUCACGCCAUGCAUGAAAUGCACUUUGGUAAGUACUGCAUGACGUACAGCGUUAAAUCGACGAAUUCGAGGACCAAUCAAAUCGAUCAUCUAUAACGAGCUUAAGUCGCUACUGCACGGAGUCGCCACAUUAUGCAGACUUUACAGUGUUUGCAUGUCGCAUAUCAGUGUUCAUUUCCAUAUCGCUCAGGACAUAAACAUUGCGAUAGUGUUCAGUGAGCACUAAAGUGUAUCACUACUAACUUGUGUUGUGAUAGGACACGCUGACGUUUCAAGCAAAAUGAAGUUCUAUCACGGAAAGAUACUUUCCCGGUCCCAAUUAAAAUGUUUAGCUGAACAUAAAUAUUCGUGUGAAGGUGUUGGUGUGUUGGACCCAGUUUUACAACCCUUCUGGAAUUGGCUAACCCUGAAAAUGCCCAUGUGGUUGGCGCCCAAUCUGAUCACUGUUCUGGGAUUAGCUAUAAAUAUCGUCACCGCUUUAAUACUCGUCAUGUACUCACCAGACGCAAAACAAGAACCCCCUCGGUGGGCCCACUUUUUGUGUUUUCUGGGACAGUUCAUCUACCAAAGUUUCGACGCAGUCGACGGAAAACAGGCUAGAAGGACCGGAACGGCCAACUCUCUUGGGGAAUUGUUUGAUCACGGCUGCGACUCGGUGUCCAUGGUUUUCGUUUCAUUGUCGCUACUGGUCGCAGUCCAGUUGGGGUACUACCCCCAAUUAAUGCUUUUUCAGUGCUUUGUCGCCUUGGUGUGUUUUUACUGCGUACACUGGCAAAUUUACGUUUCGGGGGUAUACCGUUUCGGAAAGAUCGACGUUACAGAGGCUCAGUGCGCUGUAAUGUUUAGCCAUCUAGUUACUGGUGUCUUUGGUCCCAGCAUAUGGUGGACGAAGGUACCUGGGACGGAACUUGAGUUGGUGUGGCUUGCCGUGGUUGUAGCAAGUGUGGUUUCUUUUAUCCUGGUACUACCAAAUCUACGCAAUAUUCUGACGAAAGGAGUGGGCAAAAAUGGAUCAACAGUUGCUGGAACAAGUGUCCUAUCACCGUUCAUACCACUUUCGAUCGUACUUCUCUCCACGUACGUUAUUGCUCAAAUGUCCACGGAACACAUAUACGAAGAACAUCCAAUGUUGUAUAUUUUAACUUUUGGACUAAUAACUUCCAAAGCGACUAACCGCAUUGUGGUUGCUCACAUGACAAGAAGUAAACUGGAUUACGUAGAUUGGUCGCUUCUAGGGCCCGCGAUGCUCUUUUUGAAUCAAUACUUUAAUAACUUUUUAAAGGAACACUAUGUUUUGUGGCUGUGCCUGUUAUGGGUAGUGAUAGAUUUCCUGGCUUACUCUCAUCAGAUUUGUAUGGAAAUCUGUGAUCAUAUCCAAGUGGAUUUGUUUAGAAUACCGUAUUCUAAAGAGUUACGAAAAAACUCGCACUCAGACAUCCGUUUUCAUAAAAAUAAAGACAAUUCACACAUUCAUUAGUUAAAAUUAUGUAAAU